AUGUCAAGAUUCCUGACAAAAGAAGAAAGAAUUUUUCUUCUCAAACAAUGGUGGACGUCCGGAAAAACAUCACGAAUAAUAAAAGCAGCUUUUCAAGCUGAAUUUCCCGAUACAAAAUUUCCAAUUCGACAAGCAAUUUACCAACUAGCAAGAAAGUUUGAUGACACAGGUUCUGUUGAAGAUGCACCACGAAGGGGAAGACCGGCAACAAUUAGGACAGAAGAAAAUAUGCAACGUGUUUCUGAAACUUUUCUUCUGAAUCCACGAACAUCUCAAAGACGUGCAUCACUUGAUCUUGGUAUUUCUCGUAGAAGCUUGGAUCGUCUUAUGCGAGAUUUAAAUUUAAAACCAUACAAACCAAGAUUACUGCAAGCUUUGAAUGAAGAUGAUCCAGAUCGAAGAAUGGAGUUUUGUGAAUGGAUUUUGGUCUCGACUGAAGAAGAUCCAACUUUAUUAGAUCGAAUUCUGUGGACGGAUGAAGCCAUAUGUCAGAUAAACGGUCGUGUUAACAGACAUAAUUGUGUUUAUUGGAGUGAUACAAAUCCACACCUGAUUAUUGAACAAGAACUCAAUGUACCACAGGUGAUUGUUUGGGGAGGAAUAUGGUCAAAUGGUGUUGUUGGUCCAUAUUUUUUUGAAGGAAUCAAAGAAAAGGCAGAGAUUAAAGCAGAUCUUGUGAUAAAAUCAAAUAAACUACUUAAACAAUCAUCAGCACAGAAUGAUAUGAUCAAUAAUCAAAGUCAAUCGUCAUCAAAAACAAAAUCUGAACGAUCAGAAACAAAUGGAAACCGACUAUUAACACGCUCUCCACCUGUCGGUUUACGUAAUUUAGGCAAUACAUGUUUCAUGAAUAGUGCUCUCCAGUGUCUUAGUCAUGUAACACCACUAACCAUAUAUUUUUUCAACAAAUUAACCAACAUAGAUGUUAAUAAUGACAAUAAUUUAGAUCAAAUCAGCAUUUAUGGCGAGAUGACUCGUGCUUAUGCGGAGUUUAUAUGGAACAUGUGGAAGGGUAAUUCCUCAAUUUUUUCGCCAACCCGUCUUCGUAACAUAAUAGGACAAACGGCUCCACAAUUUUCCACAUAUGAACAACAGGAUGCUCAAGAAUUUAUUAGCUUUUUAUUGAACGCUAUUCACAAUGAUAUGAAAAGCAAUACAAAAAAUGAAAAUACCAUUAUAAAGAAACUAUUCCAUGGCACUAUUCAAUCCACGACUAUUUGUCUUAAAUGUAGAAAAAACCGUAAAGUAACUUCAAAUGUUAUCAGUUUUCUUCCUUUAUCUCUUGUUCAAAAGAAACGUUCCUUUGAAAUUCACUUCAUCUCUCGCGAUGGUAACACAAGUAUUGUUUCUAUUGAAGUUCCUUCAAAUGGAUCAGUUGAAAAUCUCGUACAAAUGUUUGCUGAACUAAAAGGAUUAAGAGGUCGACGCCUUUGUGUAUUAUCUCAGGCUCAUUCAGCUGAGAAUUAUUCAAUGACAAAAUUAUUAGGUGAAAUUCUCGAACACGAAAUCACCAUAUGCGAUGAAGGUUACGAUUAUCAAGCCCCUUUUUAUUCUCCUGCGCCACGAUUUGAAGAUAAUCUUACACUCAAUAAAUGUAAAUCGAUACCUACAAUGAUCAAAGAUGAUUUUGAUUUAGCUGAAUUUAAAAAAGUUGUUACUGCAGCAUUUGAAUCAACCAAUGGAUAUCGUUUUGUUGUUGAUGGUACUCAACUUGAUUUGGAACAUGAAGAUCAAUUUAAUGAACAAAAAAAAAUUGAUCCAGUUCAAGAUCUCGAUCAGAGUUAG
Messenger RNA from Rotaria sp. Silwood1, 1785 nucleotides. Lineage: Eukaryota; Metazoa; Rotifera; Eurotatoria; Philodinida; Philodinidae. The record is from the annotation of a GenBank genome assembly.